AUGUGCAGCAAAGCCUUCUACGUCCACAACUGCGGCCACAGAAGUUGGGGGCCCCUCCAGCGAUGCGGGAAUAGAUACGUCUGCCCCCCUGAAAACACCCUCUACUAUCCCAUCCGUGUCAACAACCCGUGCAGGUUUUGUCGGCCGCGCCGUUGCAAUUCUGCUACGUCUGCUGCUUCUACUUCUGCUUCUACUUCUGCUUCUGCGGCUGCUGCUGCUCCACCUACCGGUUUCCCUGGACGAGUUGACAUGGGCGGUGUCGAUGCUGGUGAUGGCGGUUUGAGACCUAGAGGCAGUCUUUGGGAUUGCAUGGGGGACUCGUCUGGGAGACUAUAUAGUAGUGACUAUGCGUAA
This is a messenger RNA of Blastomyces dermatitidis ER-3, 354 nucleotides long. RefSeq lists its product as uncharacterized. NCBI's taxonomy places the organism in Eukaryota, Fungi, Ascomycota, Eurotiomycetes, Onygenales, Ajellomycetaceae. Bases 1 to 354 code for a protein of 117 amino acids. The transcript has a single exon. The record is from RefSeq and is a predicted model, not a curated record.